Molecule: messenger RNA, 1993 nt
Organism: Glycine soja
Lineage: Eukaryota; Viridiplantae; Streptophyta; Magnoliopsida; Fabales; Fabaceae
Product: berberine bridge enzyme-like 21
Exons: 1
Coding region: 114-1733 (539 amino acids)
Molecular function (GO): FAD binding; oxidoreductase activity
Source: RefSeq, a predicted model, not a curated record
AUGCCAGCAGAACUCAAUUAUUAUGUUGCAUUAUCAUAAGGAAGAAGACAUCACGUGUGGUCCAACCUUGAAGACAUAAAACCGUACCAACCAUGGACUAAGAGCAUUCCAGAAUGGAAAAAUCAAAUUCCCUACCAUUUCUUUCUGUUAUUGUUCUUCUUCUUCAUGUCUCUAACUCUCUAACUACCCCAACAAGAGAGUCCAUUCACGACACUUUUCUUCAUUGUCUUCAAAGCCACACAACAAACCAACCAGAUCAUGUUUCAAACAUAGUCUAUGCGCAAACCAACACAUCCUACACCUCAGUUCUUCGAGCCUUUGCUAGAAAUGCCAGGUUCAGCGCCCCCUCCACGCAAAAGCCAUUACUCAUUGUCACACCUCUCAGUGAAAACCAAGUACAAGCCACUGUGGUGUGCGUCAAAAGCAUUGGCCUUCAACUCAAAAUCAGAAGUGGUGGCCAUGAUUUUGAAGGUGUUUCAUACAUCUCCCAGGUACCUUUUAUCAUCCUUGACAUGUUCAAUUUUCAAGAUGUCACAGUGGACGUGCAAAAUGAGAUUGCUGUGAUUCAAGCUGGUGCAAGUCUUGGACAAGUUUAUUACAGGAUUUGGGAGAAGAGUAAAGUUCAUGGCUUUCCUGCAGGGGCUUGUCCCACUGUAGGGGUUGGUGGCCACUUGAGUGGAGGAGGGUAUGGUAACAUGAUAAGAAAAUAUGGGUUAUCUGUUGAUCAUGUUGUUGAUGCUAAAAUUGUUGAUGUCAAAGGUAGGAUUCUUGACAAGGAAUCCAUGGGGGAAGAUCUUUUCUGGGCAAUUAGAGGAGGUGGAGGAGCAAGUUUUGGUGUCAUCUUAUCAUACACAGUUAAACUUGUUCCAGUGCCAGAAAAUGUUACAGUUUUUCAAAUUGACAAGACUUUGGAGGAAAAUGCCACCGAUCUAGUUGUUCAAUGGCAAAAGGUUGCCCCACACACAGAUGAUAGGCUUUACUUGAGGCUUGUCUUACAACCUGUAAGUUCCAAUUUUGUGAAGGGAAAGAAAACCAUAAGAGCUUCAGUUGAGGCUUUGUUUCUAGGAGAAGCUGAUGAACUUGUCAAAUUGUUGGGGCAGGAGUUUCCUUUGCUGGGACUGAAAAAAGAGCUUUGUCAUGAAAUGAGGUGGAUUGAUUCUGUGGUUUGGUGGGCUAAUUACAACGAUGGAUCCUCAGUUAAUGCACUUCUUGACCGAAAUCAUUACUCGGUGCAUUCCAACAAAAGGAAAUCUGAUUAUGUUCAGACCCCAAUUUCCAAAGAUGGGUUUACAUGGAUAUGGAAAAAGAUGAUUGAAUUGGGAAAAGUUAGCAUUGUUUUCAACCCUUAUGGAGGGAAAAUGAAUGAGGUCCCUUCUGAUGCUACUCCAUUUCCUCACCGUGCAGGGAAUCUUUACAAGAUUCAGUACACUGUGAGUUGGCAAGAACCAGGUGCUGCUGUGGAAAAAAGUUUUUUGAGUCAGAUUAGAGUGCUACACAAUUACAUGACCCCUUUUGUGUCCAAGAAUCCAAGGAGUGCAUACUUUAACUACAGGGACCUUGAUAUUGGUAUCAAUAGCCAUGGUAAGGAUAACUUUGAAGAUGGAAAAGUUUAUGGUAUCAAGUACUUCAAUAAAAAUUUUGAAAGGUUGGUGAAGGUUAAGAGUGCCAUUGAUCCAGAAAACUUUUUCUGGAAUGAACAGAGCAUUCCAACAUAUCCAAGAAGCAAGGCAUAAGGAACCUAACCGACAAAGGGCAACAAACCGAUUUGUUCAUUUAGUUGACUUUGUUACUUUAGUCUCUACGUGAUUGGUUGAAUUGUUGUAUCUUGAAUCUUGCUAUUUCGCAGAAACUUGUUUUUACAGUACAUAUGGAACUUGUGUGUAUUUCGGGAAAUUAUAUCCUUGUGGACAAAGAUCCUUCGCUUCUUGGAUUUUCACCUUCAUCUAUUCUAGCCUUUCGCUUGUAUAUACGCAUAGAAUAUUCUCUCACUCAA